CUACUAUUGGCCAAGAGAUUUCCCUUCUUUAAACUGCAGACUUUAAAAGUUUGCUUUCUGCUUUACUCCGAGUUAAACUUGCCUCCUGGUCGAACUGGACACACUGAGAAGCCGUUAUGCGUCGAAGUUUUGACUAAAAGCGAGUCGUUUUAAACGUCUAAAGACUCAUUCCGGCAAAAAGCCUUUUCAUUCUUCAGGAAAACGACAGGAGUCGACUGGUCGGCCGAAUUCAACGGCAAUACAGACAACGAGCUGUUCAACUUUCAUUUCGUUUGUAUAAUGAGCAAAGGUCCAAAGAAAGAUACGACGUACACAAAACUUUUCGUUGGAAAUAUUCCUUAUGGAACAAACGACGAAACGUUACGAACGUACUUUGCCCAGUUUGGGCUUAUCGAAGAAGCUGUAGUUAUACGGUCGAAAAAUGACAACGCGUCGAAAGGCUACGGCUUCGUAAGUAUUUUGUCUUGUGCUUUAUAUUUAUUUGAGUAAACUUCUCGUGCAGGUAAUCAAACAAUUAAAAUAUACGUUUAUUCCUUUUAAAUAUACAACAUUUCUAGGUCACAAUGAAGGAUGAACAUGGCGCACAACGAGCAUGCGAAAACAAGAAACCUCUUAUAGAUGGUCGAAGAGCAAACGUUCAGUUGGCAUAUCUUGGUGCUAAAAAGAAGACGAAAGACGGUAAAGUCUAUCCUUAAACUUUAUGGGCUACUCUUCUGUUUGUCUUUUAUUAUAGUUACGAAUCAUUCUAAACUAUUAUAACUUAUAAAAAAAGCUGGAACACUCAAGAAUUUGCAUGACUGAUUUAAAGUUCCAAUCAGUUCGUUCCACGUUUUUGCACCUGUAUCGACCAAUGCCGUUUGCGAGUUAGCAAAAAUUGUCGAAAAUACACAACACAACAUGAAAUUUGGAAGCUUUUUCCUAAUUGUAACGUUUUAUUUACUAAUAUGAGUUCAUUUUCAGGUCCUAGCAAACUAUUCUCAAACGGGACAAUCAGUAAAUCAUACGGGUGAGUGAAAUUAAAAAUGUAUGCUGCUUUAGUAAUAAGAUUCAUAACUUAAACUGACAACUAUAUAUACUAAAAGGUGGACCUUUUCCACACUCAUUUGACCGUAUUUAAGUUUGUUUUUAAGCUAAACGUAACAGACUUUAAUGCACAGACUGUUUUUCAGCGGAAAUAACUUGGACAUGUGUUUACACAAAGUCGUUUUUACCAAUUCAGUCUAAUUGUCCUAAAUCCGCGAGGAAUUAGUUGCUAAAACACUGUCAAUAAAAAGCAAGCUUUGGAAUUGAUAUGCUGUCUACUGAACUGUCAGUCGUCUUGGUUUGAAACCUUUAAACACAACGGUCUUAUUCCCGUACGUUUUGGCCAUAAAAAGCCUUGAACGCCAUCAAUAAUUAAGCCGCAAGUUUAAAAGUAAUAAAAUCAAUAGGACCGCUUUCUAAAAGUAUUUUUCAGUCUAGUUGGCCCCAAAGCGGCAAAGCUAAUAAAAAUGCAGUGUUUAGCAGUUAAUUUUCUAAUGUGUAUAUACAAUUACCGUCUUGUUUGUUGGAUACUAAAAUCAUAUUGCCGUCAUAAAAUCAAAACAGAUCGACAAAAAUCUUGUCGAAACGAAAUUUGCACCCACAAUGUUGCAAAUAUGAACGCUAAUUAAAAGUCGUUAAACAAUAUAUUAUAAUCAGUGACUUUAUUAAUUUCAGACCACACAUGCAAAUAUCAAAGCUAUUUUAUAUUUAUCUCCAAAUAUAAUAAUAAUAUUUUCUCACUCUGAUAACUGCAGGUUGACCAUCGUCUGCUGCACGAUAGUGCUUAGUUCAACUCAAGUUUCGCUCCGUAAAACGCCGAAUUUACUAUAUAUUUGCCCGAUAGAUGCCUAGAUGAUUUGAUGUUUCAAUAUUUGUGACAGUAUGCAGCACAUAUAGUCUAAAAUGAAAGACUGUUAUCAGAAUGACUAAACUGUUUUCUUUGUGAAUGUAAGGGCAACAUUUAGCAUCAUUUGCUCACUCCUGUAAAUGUCAAUGUAUACAUUCGAAGUUUAUGAUCAUGCGUAUACCAACUGCAUGUAAAUUGUUCACUGAAAUCUGCCUGAAUUUGAUGGCAAAUGCUUGAAAUGGAAACACAUAUGGUAAAGCAUUUCAGCAACAGGUCGGCAAAGUUACGUUUUCAAUGAAAUGUUCCUGCCGGGAGAUUUCUUAAAUUUGAAAAAUAUUGCCGAUUCUUCGACAUCUCGCAUCUGUUUCCGUGAUUGAGUUCAAGAUCAAAUGGAAAUAUAUUCAUUUUGAGGUCGAUAUUACUCUUUUGGCAUCAUUAGAUCGCUACCUUGAAAUCAUGUUGUUUAGCUGGGUUUAAAGCCAGGCUAGUUUAUACACUUCAAAACAUGUUCAAUGAACUUUGAUAAUAUAAAUUAUAUUAUGAAAUUGUUCAUUCAACAUGUUUAAAGUGUGAACCUCAUUAUAUAACGCCAUAUACAAUGUUUACAUGAGAUCAAACUUUGAAAUGUAAUUUUGUUCUUUAGGGUCCCUCCUCCUCCAUUCGUGAUCCCCACCAGUAUGGUAUUCCCCAAUGGACAACAGACCUACGUCAUGGCUACGUCACCUACCUCGCCACCGACACCCAUGAGUCCAAUGACAGGCCCCAUGAGUCCCCCGAGUCAGGCGCAAGUGUUCUUUGAGUACUCCCCUUACCUUGCUGGCCAGACAGUAUUUUAUGGUGGUACGCUGUAUGAUCAGAACUUUUUACCAGCGGGUCAAGUGAUCCUAAGUUCCCCUGGUUUCCCCCCACAAACCUAUAUCCAACCCCUCUCCUCUCCCCCACCUCCCGGUCACAUGCCCAUGGCGCUAUCAACGUGCCAACACGCGCAAUUCUACGUCCAAAAUAGCGACCAGGGAUUAACCCCUUCUCCUGCUAACACUCAGCCAAUGUUAGUGAACCAAUGAUCCCCAAAAAUUUUACAUCGUGAUGAAAUGAAUUAAAUGGAGACGAACCACAUUUCAAACCAAUUUUAAUGGACCACGUUAAAUCUUACAACUCGUUGAACUAUCAGGCCAAUGGCGCAAGAAACCUCCCUCUCUAUAUAUGUUGUCGCGGUAUACGUCACUUUAUUGCAUUAAAUGUCGUACUCUUGUAAAUUGUCUCUCGUAUCUUGUAAAUUCUAUCAAUGUAAAAGUCGUAGACUAAUUUUCCAAAUUUGUCAGAUUUUGUAUAACAUCUCCUUCUUAGCAAUGUUAAAAGAGAAGCCAGUUUGUCAAUUAGUAAACGGCCAGGCAUUCUCGGUGCUUUUACCCUUUCUGACAAAUAUAAAUGUGAAUAUAAUAAUUGUUAAUCUGAAUUGUCAUUAAUAAAAUAUUGUAGCAAUUUCAACUGUGUUGGUAUGUUGUCGUCUUUUCAGCUUCAUAGUUCGCAAUUGUCCCUCUGUGUGAAGGCAUAGCUACUAUACCAUGCCAUCCAGUCCUCAGAAUGUUCC
This is a messenger RNA of Paramuricea clavata, 3461 nucleotides long. The record is from the annotation of a GenBank genome assembly. NCBI's taxonomy places the organism in Eukaryota, Metazoa, Cnidaria, Anthozoa, Malacalcyonacea, Plexauridae.